CUGUGACCCCCUGAUCUGAACACCAACGCACAACCCACUGCACCACACGCCCACCACUCCUACAUUUUAAUAAAUGAACACUGCUUCUGAACCUCGCAUGAGAAUUUAAGAGGUCUUGUUAUGUUCAUUUUGGUUUAUAUGUGUACUUAGUGUCUCCACUGUGUCAUGUCUCCACACUUUAAUGUUCAAAAAGCUCUUUAUUUCUCUCAUAUUGCCUGUGCGGCCGCACCUCUUUUCACCCUCUGUCUGAAACCAGAGCCCAGUCUGCUCUGAUUGGUUAGCUGGCCGGCUCUGUUGUGAUUGGUCAACUGUUUAGAGCUCUCCCGCCCCUUAGCCUAUCACGUACAAUUUGUUGGAGCGCUACCCAUUAGUAGCCUAAGUGUUACAUAGUGAUGUCACUGUAUUACAGAAGUAAACAAAUGAGUCCAAUUGAGGCGUUUCAAGCAGGGGGGAGAAACUUCCUCUGGAGCGAGCUCUGGGAUUUUCGCCAUUUAUAAAAAUGCGUAUUAUAUUAGGUUAAACAAUAUCCCUGUCUUGGACCCUCUGUGCUCAAUUUAUGGCAAUCCCAGCUGUUGUUUGAAAAGGUAAUUCACCUCUUGUGUCAUUACAACACACUUCUAGCAACACAUAAAGCUGGUUUUAAAAAACGUUGUUAGAUAUUAUUUGAGAUAUAACCAAUAUUUGUAAAAUUCCCUCAUAAACAAAGUUAGUUUAGCGCAAGGAGGAGCUUUUCUCAAUUUCACAUGUAAACAAAUCUCUGAUCAUUUAAGUUUGGUGAUGUGAGAUAAAUUGAUAAAAGGAAGUUGUAAUGCACAAAUCCUCUUGCAAGUAUGUAUAGCCUACAAUGGAGUUGCAAAGUAGCUGUGCCCACAAAGCGGAAAAAAACAAAACAUUAAGCCAUCAAGCAGACAUUCCGGGCGUGCUUUAGACAGGAUAAGAACCUGCAUACUUGAGAGAGAACAUAGUCUCUUCACUCAGCACCUGGAGAAAAACAUCUCCCUGCAGCCAAACUGGCUCCCAUUCAACCAGACUGUAGAGCCCCAGUUCCCCCAGCAGGGGUCAGGCUCACACAGUGGUGAGCACAGCCAGACUAAUGGCGCGUUUCCACUGCAGCGGGUAGCUCGCUUUAAGCGCGCCGAGCCGUGCGGGGCCCGUUUUUGGUUGCGUUUCCACUUGGCCUAGUGUUGGCCCGAGGCUACUUUUUCACCCUUUUUCUGGCCCGACUAAAUCGUGGUUCUAUCGAGGCCAACAAGCGGGGCCAACAACCGGGCGGAAUAUGCUAAACUAGUGACGACUCUGAUUGGUCAGAGAGAAUCGUCACAAUUCUCGCGCGACUUAAUCCCUAGUGUCGCAUAUAUUAAGGGACGCUUGCAGCAUUUUUGUAAACCUAAGAAAAUGGCAAAGAAAAACAUACCGUGGUCGAUUGACGAAGUUGCGACGUUCCUCCAGCUGAUUGCAGAUGAUACAAUCCAGCGGGAGCUCGACGGCACAACUCGCAACCUAAAAGUUUUUCAGGAGGUCUCUGCACUGUUGUCCGAGCGCAAAUUCUCAAGGACUUUCCAGCAGUGUAGGGAAAAACUGAAAAAGCUUAAGAGUGAGUAUAGAGCCGUGAAGGACCACAACGGCCGGAGUGGUUCAGAUAGGAAAAGCUGGAAGUGGUUCGACCUGUUGGACGCUAUUUAUGGCCAUAGACCGGCCAACGUUGGGAGGGAGGGAGGCCUGGACUCUGCAACCGCGUUACUGGAGUCCCUGCAUGAUGAUGCCAUUGGGACUAGUGAGGAAGAACAGUCCCGAACAACGGGUGGUGGCAGUGUUCCGUCCUCAACAUCAUCAGAACACACCUCAACUCGACCACAGACACCAGUCGAGGAACCGACACCAACGCCGAGUGCCAUCACGACACCGCAGCGUGUGGUUCUAGGCAAGAGGAAACGAGGAGGAGACGAGCACCUAGCACAGCAGGCACGGCACCAUGAACAGAGCCUGGCCCAGGUGGAUCGGCACUGGCAGCUGACCAUGGAGGCUGCUGCCCGGGCGAGGGAGGAGGAAAUGGCCUUGAGAAGGGAGGAGAACGCUCAAACUCAUGCGUUUAACCUAGCCUUCCUGCGCACUCUCGGCCAGGUUCUAGGGGGCAGCCGACGUGGCCCGUCUCCUCAGGAAGACGAACCACCUCUGUAAUUUUAAUAUUAUUCAGUUUCAUCUCUCUUGUUUUUGUUAAUUUGUAAAUGCAACAUUUAUACUUUCUUGUUUAUUUCUUAUCUUU
Molecule: messenger RNA, 2263 nt
Organism: Gymnodraco acuticeps
Lineage: Eukaryota; Metazoa; Chordata; Actinopteri; Perciformes; Bathydraconidae
Exons: 3
Coding region: 1396-2178 (260 amino acids)
Source: RefSeq, a predicted model, not a curated record